AUGAAUCAGAGCUUCUGCCAGCUUUCAUGGAGCCGGGAUGUACUGGUAUUUACAUCCUGGUUGGCUCCAAUUGUCUGGGAAGGCACAUUCAGUAGAGACAUCCUGAAUGCACAAUAUAUGCAGAAGAACCUUGUCACUGGAGUGGUCACUUUUGCUGUGAAAAAAUAUGUCCAGUUCACAGAAGUGUUCAUGAGCUUUGCCAACAAGUACUUCCUUGCUGGGCACCAGGUGAACUUCUACUUGUUCACAGACAAUCCUGAGCAGAUCUCUCACCUUCAGAUGGCCCCUGAGAAUCACCUCUUUGUCAUCCCUGUCCAGAAUAACUCACAGUGGCAGGAUAUCUCCAUGAGCCACAUGGAUAUCAUCAGCAGAUAUAUCUGCAGCAAAUUCCAGUAUGAGGUCAACUAUCUCUACUCCAUAGACAUUGAUGUCCAGCUAUUUGAACACACUGGUGGGAAGAUCACUGCUAUACUGGUGGGGACCAUCAGCUCCUGGCAGUAUACCCCACAUCAUGAGAGCAAAUCAUAUGAGACACAGACCGAGUCACAAGCUGCUAUCCCUAAGGGAGAAGGGGACUUCUAUUAUUCAGCAAGCUUCUACGGGGGAAGUGUGGCUGAGGUCUACAAACUGACCAUAGCCUGUUUUAAAGGGGUCAUAGAGGACAGAGAAAAUGGCAUUGAAGCUAGGUGGCAUGAUGAGAGCCACCUCAACAAGUUUCUCCUCUAUCACAAACCCACAUGCCUGCACUCCCCAGAGUACUACUGGGAUGAAGAGAUAAGCUGGCCCCACAUUAUCCAGCUCCGAACGAAGACGCAGGGACGCGUGAGUAUAGGCCGGUUAUCCGUUCGGUUUGGGUUGGGUAUCCUGGAGUGCGACAGUGUGAGACGUCCACCGGACUUAGUAGUCCAUCAGACGAAGCGAGUGUGGACCCCUUAG
This is a messenger RNA of Charadrius vociferus (killdeer), 936 nucleotides long. RefSeq names its product histo-blood group ABO system transferase 1-like. The transcript is spliced from 4 exons. Gene Ontology annotation, molecular function: hexosyltransferase activity. Gene Ontology annotation, cellular component: Golgi apparatus; membrane; vesicle. NCBI's taxonomy places the organism in Eukaryota, Metazoa, Chordata, Aves, Charadriiformes, Charadriidae. Gene Ontology annotation, biological process: carbohydrate metabolic process. The record is from RefSeq and is a predicted model, not a curated record. Bases 1 to 936 code for a protein of 311 amino acids.